UCUUUAAGGAACUCUAGUUUAGAGACUUACAAGUACAAGAAGCGGAGAGUCAGAGAAGCACGAUGGUUGAAUUCAGAUGGAUUAAAAUGUCUUUAUUUCUGAUGCUGGUGCUUCACUUUACAGCAGCAGCAACCGGACAGCUUAAUCUCUACUUCACUGUCAGAGCUGGAGAUGACGUCACUUUGUCUUGUGAAAAUGUGAUAAAGGAUCAGAAUAACUGUGACAGUACAACAUGGCUCUUCAGUGUUUCAAGAAGCACAGCAACAGUAGAGCUGGUUACACUUGGACAGAUUGGUAAAAACACCAACUCUAAAUCAGACAGACUGAGUGUUACAGAGAACUGUUCUCUGGUUAUAAAGAAGGUCACAGUCGAGGACGUUGGUCGUUACACCUGCAGACAGUUAAUAUCAGAACAACAACAAGGUCCAGAAUCUCUGGUUUAUCUGUCUGUUAUUACCAUGACUGAACAUAAGGACUCUGAUAAGGUGACAUUAAGCUGCUCUGUGUCGACAUAUGAACGAUGUACACACACAGUGAAGUGGCUGAAUGAGGGUCAAGAUCUGGAUAAAGAUAACCAAGUAGUGAAGACAUCACAGUCUCCCUGCAAUGUCUCUGUGACCUUUAAGACUUCUCAUUACAUUUACACAUCAAACUCUAACUCAUUGAAGUGUGCAGUGAUUGAUGGUAACAAAGAGCAGCAGUUUCCCUUCAGACUUCAGCCCUCAGCUGAGAAACCAGGUGAGGACACAAAACCAACAACAACAACAACAAUAAAACCAACAACAACUGAUAAUACUUCAACAGAACUAAAAGCAGCAGCAACCGGACAGCUUAAUCUCUCCUCCACUGUCAGAGCUGGAGAUGACGUCACUUUGUCUUGUGAAAAUGUGAUAAAGGAUAAGAAAAACUGUGAUAGUACAACAUGGAUCUCUAGUGGUUCAAGAAGCACAGCAACAGUAGAGCUGGUUACACUUGGACAGAUUGGUAAAAACACCAACUCUAAAUCAGACAGACUGAGUGUUACAGCGAACUGUUCUCUGGUUAUAAAGAAGGUCACAGUCGAGGAUGCUGGUCGUUACACCUGCAGACAGUUUAUAUCAGGACAACAACAAGAUCCAGACUCUCAGGUUUAUCUGUCUGUUGUUACCAUGACUGAACAUAAGGACUCUGAUAAGGUGACAUUAAGCUGCUCUGUGUCGACAUAUGAACGAUGUACACACACAGUGAAGUGGAUGAAUGGGGGUCAAGAUCUGGAUAAAGAUAACCAAGAAGUGAAGACAUCACAGUCUCCCUGCAAUGUCUCUGUGACCUUUAAGACUUCUCAUUACAUUGACACAUCAAACUCUAACUCAUUGAAGUGUGCAGUGACUGAUGGUAACAAAGAGCAGCAGACCUUCAGACUUCAGCCCUCAGGUGAGAAACCAGGUGAGGACACAAUAACAACAAUAACAACAAAAGAAACAACAACAACAAAACCAACAACAAAUGAUAAUGCUUCAACAGAACUAAAAGUUUGGCAAUGGUUCAUCAUUGUGUUUGUGAGUCUUGCUGCACUCUUAAUAAUCAUUGUUGCUGUCAUCAGAUGGAAGAGAACUAAAGGAAAAAAAUCACAAAAUAAUACAAACAACGUACAGAGCUUAAACCCUGCAGUGAAUCCAGAAACCAGUCAGGACACGGCUGAUCCUGAAGAUGGUGUUUCCUACGCCUCCAUCAGCUUCACCAAGAAGAGCAACAGUAAAGGCUGGGUUCGGAGUAAAGGUGAUGAUGAUGAUGAUGAAGCAGUGACCUAUGUCACUGUGAAAGCUCCCUCUUCUUCUGCUGGAGCCUCUGCUGAUCCCAGCAACCUCUACGCCACCGUGAAGGAACCAAACAAAUAAGAGACCACAGUAUAGUUACAGCUCAUAUCAUCACACUUAUUUUACAUUGAUAACUGAUACUGAUAAAUGUUUGACUGUGUUUCUGUAUUAGAUGAUCAUUUUCAAGAUUUAUUGCUGUAAAGAGCCUUUUUGUCCAGAAGGGGGAGUAGUAGGUUAACUAGUAGCACAAUAUGAAAAGCAGAAGUAAUAACCAGUGGAGGAAGAAUUAUAUACAUCCUUUCCUUAAAUACUUAGUAUUGCAAGUAAAACUACAUUCAAAACCUUACUUAAGUAAAGUACAUAUUACUGCUGCAUUACUGUGUAUGUUGCAAUUUACUGCUGUACAUGUUUAAGGUUGAGCUCAUUUUAACUACUUUAUAUACUGUUGGGUAUUUUAAUCUACAGCAAUGCAUCAUAUUCUGUGAAAUCAUCAUAUGUCUGUGGCGUCGCUGUGCUUUAAGAACCACAAAACUUUACAGGAGCUCAGAAAAACACCACUGUUUAUAUUGUUGUGACAAUGCAUUUUCCAGCCAAUUCAAGAAGGUUUUUAAAUAGUUUAUUUAGAUUGAGAUGAAGAAGAAUUUUCUCAACCCAUAAAGAAAAUUCCUUCCUUACUGGACAGGAAGAGUAUGAGAAAGUGUAACCUGAAAGGUAACUAGUAACUGAAGAUGUCAGACAAAUGUAAUGGAGUAGAAGUAUAAAGUGUCAUAAAUGGAACCUGGAAUUUGUACUUAAGUACAGUAUUUGAGCAAAUGCACUUCGUAACAAUUCACCGCUGGUAAUAACACAUUAUAUGACUGUUUGAAAUGUAAAUAAAUAUAAUCCUGCUUCA
Molecule: messenger RNA, 2688 nt
Organism: Dicentrarchus labrax (European seabass)
Lineage: Eukaryota; Metazoa; Chordata; Actinopteri; Moronidae
Exons: 12
Coding region: 63-1877 (604 amino acids)
Biological process (GO): T cell activation; interleukin-15-mediated signaling pathway; positive regulation of ERK1 and ERK2 cascade
Cellular component (GO): membrane raft; external side of plasma membrane
Molecular function (GO): MHC class II protein binding; protein tyrosine kinase binding
Source: RefSeq, a predicted model, not a curated record